AUUACGCCUUUCUUCUCUCUUCUUUGCUUUAUUUUGCUGCUCUUCAAUUCUCCUUUCCUUUUCCUUUUUCUUUUCCGCCCCUCUUUGUUUCAGAGUUGGUUUUAUGUGGUCGUUUUUUUUGUCUGAAUUUUGUGUUGCUGUCGGGUUUUUUGUCUGAAAAUGGAGAGGGAUUUCUUGGGUUUGAGCUCUAAGGAGCCAUUGGCUAUGGUGAAAGAGGAAAUCGACAACGAUGGAGUCCAAGAUUCUGGGUAUACUACAAGUUCUGGCGUUCCAUGGUCCUCUAACAUGCCCGCCGCCCUUCCUCAUCUGAUGCCUUCCAAGAUUUCUGCAGGGGACAAGACUUCGAAGCUCGCUUCUGAUCCGGUCGUGGUUACCUCGGAUGAACAAAGAGCAGCUGAAAUACAGAAAACGUUCAAUCACGAUAGGCAAGGUGGUCCUCAUUUUUCCCUGGAAGCUUAUCCUGUGCAACCUGAUAUGUAUUCGACUUAUCGUCCUCACGAAGCAAAACUAUUUUCAGUUCCAAAUCAAGGUAUAUCAGUUUUCUUAGGCAAUCCAUCCUUGAAGAACCCUUUUGCUCUUCCUGGUCAGAUGACUGGUUCUAUCCUCAAACAACCACUUGGAGGAGUCCCUGUCUCGAGUGCUCCAAAUUCCCUUUUCCCGCCGUUCGGUUCCAUUGUCGGGACCACUGAACCAUGGAGUAGCAUGAAACCGACUGGUGGAUCCCCAGCUCAAUUGACUAUCUUUUACGGCGGUACCGUCAACGUCUACGAUGACAUUACCCCCGAAAAGGCUCAGGCUAUAAUGUUCCUGGCUGGAGCUGGAGCUGCCAUUUCCAAAAUUGCACAUCCAAAAGCUCAACCUCAUGGAAUAGGUGCAAAAAUGGCUGCAGCAAGUGACGUUCCUCCACCGAACCAACCCGUAACCACCUUGCCAUGUCCUGCUCUCUCGAGCCCCUUGUCCGUUUCUUCUCACACAGGCGCCCAGUCUGCGAGCGGAUCGAGCUGCACGGAUGAGUUGAGAGGAGCUAAAAGCAAUAGAGUUCCCACUCCUAUCAGCAAAGGAGAGCCUCUAAGAAUAGUCAAUCCUAUUGGAUCUGUCACUGCUACUGCUAUGAUGCCCUCUGCUGUUCCACAGGCUCGUAAGGCUUCGUUAGCUCGGUUUUUAGAAAAGCGCAAGGAGAGGGUGAUGAGCUCUGCCCCAUACAAUCUUAGCAAGAAAUAUUCGGAGUGUGCUGCGACAGAAUCGAACGGUGCAAAUUUCUCGAGUCCUAUCACGGGCAACAGUGCUAAUGUGGCAAGCUAAGCACAACGAUGGUGUAUGAUGCAGAACUUAGAUAAGAAUGAAUUUUAUAUGAUAUUUUGUACUAAUUCUUAUGGUCUAUUAUCAUCUGAACAACAAACCUUGAAGGGAUUGGACUAUAUUCAAGUUUCAAAGUUCCACGUCUUAAAUAAUAUUUUCCUAUACAUAAUUGUUGUAGGGUUGUGAA
Messenger RNA from Cucurbita maxima (winter squash), 1486 nucleotides. Its product is annotated as protein TIFY 6B-like. Gene Ontology annotation, cellular component: nucleus. NCBI's taxonomy places the organism in Eukaryota, Viridiplantae, Streptophyta, Magnoliopsida, Cucurbitales, Cucurbitaceae. The record is from RefSeq and is a predicted model, not a curated record. Bases 160 to 1302 code for a protein of 380 amino acids. Gene Ontology annotation, biological process: regulation of defense response; response to wounding; regulation of jasmonic acid mediated signaling pathway. The transcript has 7 exons.